UACGUAUAUAAGUGACGGAGGAAACGAAACAUGGCGUCAUUAACACCACGCGUGGAUGAACUUAUAACUCAUUUUAAGUCUCAUAAUAAAAUAAGGGAGCAGCAAAGUCACUCUGCAAAAGUUCAUAGCGUUGGUUGGAGCUGCGACGGCCGAUUGUUGGCCUCAGGAUCAUUCGAUAAAUGUGUCUGCAUAUUUUCAUUGGGAACUGACCGAUUGAAACAGGAGAUUACCUUUCGUGGUCAUGGAGGUAGUGUUGACCAACUUUGCUGGCAUGCAUUUCAUCCAGAGCUCUUGUCAACUGCAAGUGGGGAUAAAACAGUCAGAAUUUGGGAUACACGAGUGCAAAAAUGUACAGCAAAUAUUGGAACACGUGGUGAAAACAUAAACAUAUCAUGGUCACCUGAUAGCUACACCAUAGCAGUAGGAAAUAAAGAAGACUUGGUCACUUUUAUUGAUGCACGAGUGAUGAAAAUUCGUGCUGAAGAACAAUUCAAUUUUGAAGUUAAUGAAAUCUCUUGGAACAAAGACUCAGACACUUUUUACCUCACUAAUGGACAAGGUUGUGUCCAUAUACUCAGUUAUCCUGACUUGGAGUUGCUGCACGUUAUUAAAGCACAUCCAGGAACUUGCAUUUGUAUUGAAUUCGAUCCUACUGGCAGAUAUUUUGCAACUGGAUCUGCAGAUGCAUUAGUUUCCCUUUGGGACGCUGAUGAGCUUUGUUGCUUAAGAACGUUUUCUAGACUGGAAUGGCCUGUUCGAACCAUUUCUUUCUCACAUGAUGGACAGUUACUUGCUGCAGCUUCUGAAGACUUGGUUAUUGAUAUAGGAGAGGUUCAGACUGGCGAAAAAGUUGCUGAUAUUCCAGUAGAAGCUGCAACCUUUACAGUUGCAUGGCAUCCUAAGCAGUAUCUUCUGGCAUAUGCUUGUGAUGAUAAAGACACUUAUGAUAGAAAGAGAGAUGCUGGCAGUCUCAAAGUCUUUGGUUUUGCCAGUGAUUAACUUAAAACCUCUUUGAACGUUUUGUAAAUAUUUUGUACAUUAGCUGUAAGAACAACAGGAUCAUGUGAUCAUAUUAAUAAAGAUACAAUUAGAUAGCCUGAGUAUUACAUCGCAGUCUUGUCGUACGGAGUUUGUAAUACUUGAAAUUAUUUAAGAUAUAGUUUCAAUAAUACAGAAACUAUCCUUUAAUUUAUUUUUCGUUUAUUGUUAUGAAUGUAUUAACAUAUUUCUCAUCUAUAUAAAAAAUUGCCGUAUACUGGA
Molecule: messenger RNA, 1260 nt
Organism: Cephus cinctus (wheat stem sawfly)
Lineage: Eukaryota; Metazoa; Arthropoda; Insecta; Hymenoptera; Cephidae
Gene: tex
Product: THO complex subunit 3
Exons: 2
Coding region: 31-999 (322 amino acids)
Biological process (GO): mRNA export from nucleus
Cellular component (GO): THO complex part of transcription export complex
Molecular function (GO): protein binding
Source: RefSeq, a predicted model, not a curated record